AUGGACCCCAAUCCAUUUCCUCCACUAGCAAGAGGCAGGAGAGGUAGAGGGGGAAUCAACCUUUUGCCAACAAUGACAGGAACAGACCAGGGGCAAACUGGAGGAAUAAUCCAGAUUUCGAAGAAGAGAAAGAACAUAGGGAGGAAGUUCUGCCCAGACCAUACAAAGUGGAAUAGAGGAUUGAACACAACCAGCCAGAACAGGGGUGGAAUCCACAUCCUAUCAAUGCCUUGA
Prunus armeniaca (apricot) is the source of this 234-nucleotide messenger RNA. The record is from the annotation of a GenBank genome assembly. NCBI's taxonomy places the organism in Eukaryota, Viridiplantae, Streptophyta, Magnoliopsida, Rosales, Rosaceae.